Arabis nemorensis is the source of this 3045-nucleotide messenger RNA. The record is from the annotation of a GenBank genome assembly. Lineage: Eukaryota; Viridiplantae; Streptophyta; Magnoliopsida; Brassicales; Brassicaceae.
AUGGGCGAACAGCAAAUCUCAGCUACAGUGCCGCGUGAUAGAACUGAUGAACAGGCAAUCUUGGCUUUGAAGAAAGGUGCACAACUUCUGAAAUGCCGAAGAAGGGGAAACCCAAAAUUCUGUCCUUUCAGACUCUCCAUGGAUGAGAAGUACCUGAUUUGGUACUCAGGACAAGAGGAGAGGCAACUCAAAUUGAGCUCGGUUAUAACGAUUGUUCGAGGACAGAUCACGCCAAACUUUCAGAAACAAGCUCAAUCGGAUCGAAAGGAGCAGUCUUUUUCACUCAUCUAUGCCAAUGGAGAACACACUCUUGAUCUCAUAUGCAAGGAUAAAGCACAAGCAGACUCUUGGUUUAGAGGCCUUAGAGCGGUGAUAACGAAGCACCACAACAUUAGAACCUCUGCGAAUCUCCGGACCAGCAGGGGAGCUCAAAGUUGCAUCAAUAGUCCUGCAGGUUUUAUCCGCAGGAAACAGAAUCUCGGACUUCUUGAAGAGACCCCGGACUUCACUCAGAUACGCAGUGUAUGUGGAAGUCCAUCUACUUUAAUUGAGGAGCAGAGUUUAUCGAACGGGUUGUCAUGUUCUUCAGACAGUUUCUAUUCGGUUGAGUCAAAGACUUAUGCUGCAUCUGAUGCCUUUAGUCCAGUUACUUCUUACUUUGAAGCAGAUUAUAAUCUCAGGAACUCGGACUGUGACCGCACAAGUUCAGAACUUUGCAAGCAUUCCUCUCAGAGAUUUCUUGCUUCUCCUCCUCCUACCAUAACUCAACCGAUUACAAGAUCAAAUGUCCUCAAGGACAUAAUGAUAUGGGGAGCUAUAACGGGUCUAAUAGACGGAUCAAAGAAUCGGAAUGAUGCGUUAUCUCCGAAGCUUUUAGAAUCCGCCACGAUGUUUGAUGUACAAAGUAUAUCUUUAGGUGCGAAACACGCUGCACUGGUCACAAGACAAGGUGAAGUGUUUUGUUGGGGCAAUGGAAACAGCGGUAAGCUCGGGCUUAAAGUUAACAUUGACAUUGAGCAUCCGAAACGUGUUGAAUCGCUGGAGGAUGUAGUGGUUCGAUCAGCUGCUUGUAGUGAUCAUCAAACGUGUGCUGUUACGGAAUCCGGAGAGCUGUACUUAUGGGGAAUCGAUGGUGGAACCAUUGAAGAAUCAGGAAGACAAUUCUUAACUCGAAAAAUAUCGGAUGUUUUUGGCGAAUCUCUGAGUGUUUACAGUGUAGCUUGUGGCGCAUGGCACACAGCGAUUGUGACUAGUUCUGGUCAGCUUUUCACUUAUGGUAGCGGGACCUUUGGGGUUCUUGGACACGGGACCCUCGAGAGUGUUUCAAAACCCAAAGAAGUGGAGUCCUUGAGGCGAAUGAAGGUAAUAUCCGUCUCUUGUGGCCCGUGGCACACAGCUGCGGUAGUGGAAACCGCGAUCGACCGGAAAUAUUACAACGCUAAGAGUUCCGGAAAGCUGUUUACUUGGGGAGAUGGCGAUAAAGGACGGUUGGGACAUGCAGAUAGCAAGACAAAGCUGGUGCCAACUUGUGUUUCCGAGCUCGUUGAUCAUGAUUUCAUAAAAGUCUCUUGUGGAUGGACUUUAACUGUUGCACUCAGCAUUUCGGGAACGGUUUAUACAAUGGGAAGCUCGAUCCACGGGCAGUUGGGAUGUCCGAGGGCGAAGGAUAAGUCAAUCAAUGUUGUUUUAGGAAAUCUAACACGGCAAUUUGUUAAGGAUAUUGCUUCAGGUUCACACCAUGUAGCCGUGCUAACUUCGUUUGGAAAUGUUUAUACUUGGGGAAAAGGCGCGAACGGACAACUCGGAUUAGGCGACGUUAGAGAUAGAAAUACGCCGGUUCUUGUUGAGCCUUUAAGUGAUAGGUUGGUAGAAAGUAUAGCUUGCGGCUUGAAUUUGACAGCUGCUAUCUGUUUGCACAAAGAGAUCUCUUUGACGGAUCAAACCGCUUGCAGUUCUUGCAAGUCAGCUUUUGGUUUCACACGGAAAAGGCAUAACUGUUACAAUUGUGGUCUCUUGUUCUGCAGCGCAUGUAGUAGCAAGAAAGCGGUAAAUGCUUCAUUGGCACCAAAUAAAAGCAAGCUUUCUCGGGUUUGCGAUUCUUGCUUCGAUCAUCUAUGGAGAAUGACAGAUUUUUCAAGGAAUGUUAAGGUGGAAAACAACACUCUAAAGAUGCAGCUAGUUACACGGAGGGUAUCUGAUGAAUGGACAGAGAGCGAAUCAGAGAAUCAGAUGCAGAAUCUUCCACAAGCAAAUCAAUCUUCGGACAGACAACCUCGAUGGGGACAAGUCUCUGUUCCUUCUCUGUUUCAUUUCGAUAACAUGUCACUCUCGUUGACAAGUUCUCCUAUGAAUCUAUCAGUCUCGUCUAGACGACCAUCUUCUACAAAGCAUUCAACCUCUUCUGACUCGAAUAAGAACUUAAUUGAAGAAAUUGAAAGGCUAAAAGCCGAGAUAAGAAAUCUCCAGAAGCAGUGUGAACUUGGUAAUGAGAAGAUGGAAGAAUGCCAAAGAGAGCUCGAUAAGACAUGGGAAGUUGCUAAAGAAGAAACCGAGAAGUCUAAAGCUGCUAAAGAGAUAAUUAAAGCUUUGGCAGCAAGGCUUCAAACGAAUAAGGAGAAACCGAGUAAUCCUAAGAAUGGCAUAGCGUGUAAUCCUUCUCAAGUCUCGCCAAUCUUUGAUGAUGCAUUGUCCAUUCCAUAUCUCACACCAAUCACUACAACUUGUUCACAAUCGGAAAACAAACAAGUAGUCGAAAAAUGUGUAACAAAAUCCUUGAGCCGUGACAGCAACAUUAGGCUAUUAGUAGAUGCAUCCCCCGCCAUCACAAGAACAGGACAUCUCCAGAGUGGAACACAAGAAUCCACAACAGAACAAGUGGAGCAAUACGAGCCUGGUGUAUAUAUAACUUUCACGGCCUUGCCUUGUGGUCAGAAGACGCUUAAACGCGUACGGUUUAGUCGAAAGAGGUUUUCAGAGAAGGAAGCACAAAAAUGGUGGGAGGAGAAGCAGGUUUUGGUGUAUAACAAGUAUGAUGCUGAAGCAUGA